Molecule: messenger RNA, 852 nt
Organism: Sitodiplosis mosellana (orange wheat blossom midge)
Lineage: Eukaryota; Metazoa; Arthropoda; Insecta; Diptera; Cecidomyiidae
Gene: mRpS7
Product: 28S ribosomal protein S7, mitochondrial
Exons: 3
Coding region: 104-781 (225 amino acids)
Biological process (GO): ribosomal small subunit assembly; translation
Cellular component (GO): ribosome
Molecular function (GO): structural constituent of ribosome; mRNA binding; rRNA binding
Source: RefSeq, a predicted model, not a curated record
AAACAGUUUGACAAUCAUAUCAGUGCGAAGAGUCGACCUUACUUUCAAUCUAACCUCUGAAUUUGUUCUAAGCUGUGAGAUUUCCGUGACAAAUUCCUGCAAUAUGUUACGAAAAUUGAUUGUAUCAACUGGUUUUGUAAAAUCGCACGCAUUGAAUGCGAGAUGGAUGUCAGUAUACCCACCUUAUUAUAUUGAACCGAUUGUGAAGAAAGAGGACCAAGAGCGUUUAAAAGAGGAGAAUACAUUCAAAGAACUAGCGCAUAAGAAAAUCAAGGCAGCCAAAACGAAUGUCACGUCAUCAUCACUUCAAGAUCCAGUUGUAAGCAAGUUCAUCAACUAUAUCAUGGAAGGUGGCAAAAAGGAACUGGCGCGUGAAGUGCUUGAAAAAGGUUUCCAAAAUAUCAAACGCUCGCAAUUGGAACGGUACAAUUUGGCGAAAACGGACGAAGAACGUGAAGCAAUCGAAUUGAAUCCACGAGUGUUGUUACAUCAAGCUAUUGAGAAUUGUCGACCAUUGAUGCGACUGGUGAAUGUUAAACGAGGCGGCACCAAUUAUAAAGUUCCAAUUCCAAUCACUGAAAAACGAUCGUAUUUUAUGUCAAUGAAAUGGUUGGUCGAAGCCGGAAAUGAUAAAGCACAACCGGUACGUUUUGCAGAUAAAAUUGCAUGGGAAAUCAUCGAUGCGGCCAAUAAUACUGGUCGUGUGAUCAAAAGGAAACAGGAUUUACACAAAGAAUGCGAAGCCAAUCGAGCAUACGCUCAUUACAGAUGGCUCAGUUAGUUCGAUCGUUGUCAGUUCUUUUUUUGUUGUAAAUUAAUAAGAUGAAUAAAAAAUAGCGCUUCUGUAAAAGA